AUGCCCGUCGGGGAGAAUACUGGUAGCGGCAAUGCUGGGUCUCACGUCGCUGCUUCAUGGGCCUUGAGCACGAUAGCGGGCCUAACCCUUGUCGCCCGAUACAGCAUCAAGUCCUGGAUCCGCUGGGCCAUCCCCAAGGUCAGCUCCCCGGAGCGCUUAUGGGGCAUCGAAGAUCUAUUCUACCUCCUCAGUUUCAGCUUCGAUUUCACGCAGAUGGUUUUUUUUGACGCAGGGCUUGGGCGCCCCGCAUCGACCUUGGCUCAGCCACAAAUCAGUGACACGUUGAAAUAUGCGUAUAUCGGCCAACUCUUUGAGGUCAUUGCUGUGAUGCUCGCCCGCAUUGGAAUAAUGUAUUUCCUCCUGCGGUGCUUCCACGGGGCUGACAUGCGCCUCCGUGUCGCGAUUAUGAUCUGCAUAGGUGUUCAGAUCAUUGUCAACCUGGCAACGGAUUUGCAGGUUCUUUUGAUGCCAACCGACUUGCGUAAUUCCACUACAUGUGGGGUCCGCACCCGACUGAUGGGAUUGAACACCGCGAUCGAUUUCUUCCUCGCCAUUCUCGCCGGGGUGCAGCUCUGGCGCUUCCCACUGGCGCGGAAAGAUCGCAGUCAAUCGUUCCUUUCGCGCUUCAAGAAGCUUCCUCGGGAGGCGCGCAACCGGCGCUUGCGGCAGACAGCGGCAAUUAGCGGUCCGCUGCUACUCUCCGGGAUUGCAUCUCUGGUCAAGACGACCGUAAGUAGCGUGGGCCUUCCUCGCAGCCAGGCGAAGCUCGUGGCUAACCAGUCGGUCGUGCAGCUACUCCAUACGAUGAAUAGCGUUGAUGACAUGGCUCAUUCGAUUGUGCUGUUCAUUCUAUUAGCGAAAGUCGAGAACGCCUGCCUAUUGGUUGCUCCGUGUGCACCUGUCUUCCGAUUACUGUUUUCGUUGGUAUCAAAGACCGGGGCGCGGAAUCUGGGCUACCCCUGGUAUGGCAAUCAGUCUGGCGCACGCGGCCAAGCGCUGGAGCUGGAGACCGUCCCACAUACUCAAGUGAAGGGAACCGUCGUCAUGUCGACGGUCGACAAAGACACACCACCGGAACAGCCCCCAGCGGGUGAAGCAGUAAUUAUCCGAACGGAUAUCAUGGUGGAAUAUGCCUCGGAACGAACCGCUUAGGUUCGGGAUGCUGUUUGGGUGUGGUGUGGCGUGAC
This is a messenger RNA of Aspergillus aculeatinus CBS 121060, 1187 nucleotides long. RefSeq lists its product as uncharacterized. The record is from RefSeq and is a predicted model, not a curated record. NCBI's taxonomy places the organism in Eukaryota, Fungi, Ascomycota, Eurotiomycetes, Eurotiales, Aspergillaceae. The transcript has 9 exons. The coding region runs from base 1 to 1152 and encodes 383 amino acids.